AGCUAAAGAGAGUCCACCCUCCCAAGUAAGCCACUCACUUCUCAAAUCACAAUCAUCUCUCUCUCUCUCUAUCGCCGGCGAUGGCCAUGGCAUUGAAGCUCACCGCUUUACCCGGCUCUCGGCCAUCGUCACCGGCGGAGUCGCAACUGUCAAGUUUCUCUUCCCGCCAAAAACGUUGCGUCGGUAUCUCACGCGCCUCCGCCGGCGGCAGCUCAGUCAAGCUGAACAACACAAGGAAGCAGAGCUUUCUCUCUCCUCCGGCUCCGGCGGACUCCGACCGGUCAGUCACCGCGAGAUUCCAGCUCCAGGCGCCUCUCAUUUCUCCCCAUGACCAGUGGGGCAACUGGACCGUCCUCUUCGCCACCGGCGCUUUCGGUAUCUGGUCGGAGCAGAACACUAACAUUGGGGGUGCAUUGAGCGGCGCGUUGGUGAGCACAUUGAUCGGCCUUGCGGCGAGCAAUUUGGGAGUUAUUUCUUCGAAUGCGCCUGCGUUUUCGAUUGUGUUGGAGUUUUUGCUGCCUCUGGCUGUGCCAUUGUUGUUGUACAGGGCGGAUUUGCGGCGUGUGAUCAAAUCAACCGGGGCGCUGCUCUUGGCUUUCUUGCUUGGAUCAGUUGCGACGACAGUUGGAACGGUGGUGGCAUAUCUAUUGGUGCCGAUGCGUGCACUUGGUCCAGAUAGUUGGAAAAUAGCAGCUGCACUUAUGGGGAGACACAUUGGUGGAGCUGUCAAUUACGUUGCCAUAGCUGAUGCGCUUGGGGUUUCACCGUCAAUUUUAGCUGCUGGACUGGCAGCAGAUAAUGUCAUUUGUGCUGUAUACUUCUCAACAUUGUUUGCAAUUGCUUCAAGAGUACCUGCAGAGGCUCCAAUAUCUGAUAGCACUGGCAUUGCAAAUGAUGGGGAGUCUGACGGUGGAAACAAGCUUCCUCUGGUACAAACGGCUACGGCCCUUGCUGUGUCCUUAGCUAUCUGCAAGAGUGGCUAUUAUCUCACAAAGUACUUUCGAAUUCAAGGAGGAAUCCUGCCAGCCGUGACAGCCAUUGUGGUUGUUCUGGCAACUGUAUUUCCAAAACAGUUCGCAUAUCUUGCACCAUCCGGUGAGGCUAUGGCCAUGAUCCUAAUGCAGGUAUUUUUCACGGUGGUGGGAGCAAGUGGAAACAUAUGGAGCGUGAUCAACACUGCUCCUAGCAUCUUCCUGUUUGCUUUAGUUCAGAUUGCUGUCCACCUUGCUAUGAUUCUUGGAUUGGGAAAGCUACUGGGAUUCGACCUCAAGUUGUUGCUUAUAGCAUCAAAUGCCAACGUUGGAGGCCCUACAACAGCUUGUGGGAUGGCCACAGCCAAAGAAUGGCACUCCAUGGUUGUCCCUGGUAUUCUCGCAGGCAUCUUCGGCAUCGCCAUAGCAACUUUCCUCGGCAUUGCAUUUGGCGUCGCCGUUCUAAAAACCAUGUAAAUUUUUCCACCGAAGAUCAGCAGAAAUGGGGUCAAACCAAUAACUUCUGUACUAUCAUUAGCAGAAGAUAAGUACAUAGAUCUCCCAUUUGUACUUAUUUAGAGCAGAUAUAAUUCCAAUGUAAGAUUUGAUCUAUUGCAUUGAAACAAAGAGGGAAGAUUAGAGCUUUCACUACA
Messenger RNA from Argentina anserina (silverweed cinquefoil), 1624 nucleotides. RefSeq lists its product as uncharacterized. NCBI's taxonomy places the organism in Eukaryota, Viridiplantae, Streptophyta, Magnoliopsida, Rosales, Rosaceae. The record is from RefSeq and is a predicted model, not a curated record. The transcript is spliced from 6 exons. Bases 81 to 1448 code for a protein of 455 amino acids.